ACUGUAGGCUGUAGCAGGCAAGCAGCCCGGCAUCGGAGGUUUCAGAGCUGCAUCAGCGCCACUGAAGGCCCUCCGAUCGGCAUCAGACGGCCAACAGCUCCUCGAGGUCGAGGGCAGCCCCAUCUGAAAACUAUAUUCUUGGCCAAUUGGCACGCCGGAUUAAAGACGUCUCUUCAUCUACACUACACACUCGUACCACCUCUUCGUCACUGGCCAAAAAAGCUCCGACGAGCGAGGCGAGGAUGCCGCCGUCCCUGCGGCCAGCAGCGCUGCUGGUCGCAGCCGUGUGGCUCGGGUCGGCCGCCUGCGCCGCGGACGACGGCGACAUCACGACGCUCUUGCCGCCGGGGACCGCGUCGCCGUUCCCCUUCUGCCCGGUGCGGCCGGCCGGGGCCUCCACGGGGCCGUUCCCCUGGAUGACGCCGCCGCCGCCGUCGGCGGCGAUGUUCCCCCAGGAUCCGGGGUUCCUCCCGUCGGUGGCGCGCCCUGUCGGCAGCAGCGCGGUGGCAUGGCUGCCGCUGCUCGCCGCGGUCUCUGCUUUCUUGGUGUUUUUGCGGUGACUCGCCCACGGCCGCUGCCCUGGGUGUACACCAGUAGCUGUUCAGUUCAGAUUCAUGCCGCGCAGCCUGAAUUUCUGGAUAUGAUUCUAGGCCUUCGUUUCAUGUAGCUCUGGACAGUCUAACAGAGAGGCCUUUUGCUCUUGUUUUUCCUUUUCCCCACCUGCAGUAGUUCUGUAGCUUCAUUCAUGUAAUUCUGUUUCAGCAGAUGCAGCUGGAAUCAAAUAAAAUUCCUUCUUGUUGUAGGGUCUGAACUUUUA
Panicum virgatum (switchgrass) is the source of this 817-nucleotide messenger RNA. RefSeq lists its product as uncharacterized. Bases 243 to 560 code for a protein of 105 amino acids. NCBI's taxonomy places the organism in Eukaryota, Viridiplantae, Streptophyta, Magnoliopsida, Poales, Poaceae. The transcript has a single exon. The record is from RefSeq and is a predicted model, not a curated record.